Callorhinus ursinus (northern fur seal) is the source of this 1135-nucleotide messenger RNA. It is a transcript of the gene PSMG2, whose product is annotated as proteasome assembly chaperone 2. The record is from RefSeq and is a predicted model, not a curated record. Lineage: Eukaryota; Metazoa; Chordata; Mammalia; Carnivora; Otariidae. Gene Ontology annotation, cellular component: cytosol; nucleus. Gene Ontology annotation, biological process: proteasome assembly.
CUCUGGGGACUCCGGCGCACAGACGCGGCGAGGCGCUCGCGGUUUUGCUUUUGUGCCGUCCUCGUUUCUCCCAGGCCCGCGCUCACCCCGUACUCCCACUUCUGUGCGACCAUGUUCGUUCCCUGUGGAGAGUCGGUCCCCGACCUCACGGGCUACACCUUCCUAAUGCCAGCAGUAUCUGUUGGAAAUGUUGGCCAGCUUGCAAUGGAUUUGAUUAUUUCUACACUAAAUAUGUGUAAGAUUGGUUACUUCUAUACCGAUUGUCUUGUGCCGAUGGUUGGAAACAAUCCAUAUGCAACUGCAGAAGAAAAUUCAACAGAACUCAGUAUAAAUGCUGAAAUAUAUUCAUUGCCUUCAAAGAAGCUAGUGGCUCUUCAGUUAAGAUCCGUUUUUAUUAAGUAUAAAUCAAAGCCAUUCUGUGAAAAACUGCUUUCCUGGGUGAAAAGUAGUAACUGUGCCAAAGUUAUUGUUCUUUCAAGCAGUCAUUCAUAUCACCGUAAUGAUCUACAGCUUCGCAGUACUCCCUUCAGAUACCUACUCACACCUUCUGUGCAAAAAAGUGUUCAAACUAAAAUAAUGAGCCUUAACUGGGAAGAAAUGGAAAAAAGCCCAUGCAUUCCUGAAAUAGAUGAUUCUGAGUUUUGUAUUCGUAUUCCUGGAGGAGGUAUCACAAAAACAGUCUAUGAUGAAGGCUGUUCUAAAGAAAUCCCAAUGAUGGUUCUGCUGAAAUUUGUUUCAGAAGGAGACAAUAUCCCAGAUGCAUUAGGUCUUGUUGAGUAUCUUAAUGAAUGGCUUCAGAUAAUCAAACCAUGUGGUGAUGACCCCACAGCAUCUGCCUUGAAGUGGAAAAUGCCAAGUUCAUGGAGAUUACUUUUUGGUAGUGGUCUACCCCCUGCGCUUUUUUGAUCUUUUCUCAGUUUUAUACCUUAUGUCCCAAGACACUUAUUACCAACACAACUGUUAAAGAACUAUAUAAAAAGUUAUAUUAUCUGAGAAUGUAUUAGAAAAUAAAUCUUUACUUUUCACAAAAAAUCUCAAAAUGGAUUAACAAAUGUUCUUUUGCCAUGCUUUUCACUGUAUUCAAAAAAUGUAAAUUUUGUACAAUAAAAUAUUUCCGAAGUAAUUUUGUCUGAAA